Diachasma alloeum is the source of this 731-nucleotide messenger RNA. RefSeq names its product microsomal glutathione S-transferase 1. The transcript has 2 exons. Gene Ontology annotation, cellular component: membrane. The coding region runs from base 117 to 551 and encodes 144 amino acids. Lineage: Eukaryota; Metazoa; Arthropoda; Insecta; Hymenoptera; Braconidae. The record is from RefSeq and is a predicted model, not a curated record.
UGCGAUAUGGAACGAGUUACGAAACUGCGUGACUCGCCGGUCAGUAAUAUCGAUAAUUAUUCAGUCGUCGGUGGAUUCUUGGCGUUGAAAGUUAUCGUUUUGAGUUUUGAAGCAUCAUGAGUCUUAUUAGGGAGGAUUUGUUGAGGGAGUUCGCCAUCUGGGGCACUGUCCUGGUGUUGAAGACCCUGGGAAUGGCUUUGCUGACUGGGAGACUGAGAUUUGGGAAAAACGUAUUCGCGAAUCCCGAAGACUCUUUCGGCAAGAAAAUAAAAGUAGCUACAGAUGAUCCAGACAUCGAGAGAGUCAGAAGAGCCCACAGAAAUGACUUGGAGAACAUUCUCCCCUGGUUCGUAAUGACAGCAAUUUGGCUCACCACUGGACCGGCCUACUACUGGGCCAUGAUCCUCAUUAGAACAUUUGUUGCCGCUCGAAUUGUCCACACACUCGUCUAUGCAGUUGUCCCCAAACAGCCUCACCGAGCUCUCGCCUUCUUCGUUGGCUUCGCCAUCACCAUUUACGAGGCAGUUUCGACUUUGAUGUACUAUCUCUAAGUUUAAAUAACAGAUUGUGUGAGUGGCAUGAAUUAUUGAAGCGAAACCGCUGAAUCCAAAACCGGUUUAUCAUUUUUUUUCGCAUAGAAUAUUUUCUAUGAUUUUUUAAAAAUUAAAGUGAAAUAUUUUUAUAUCUGGUGUGGUGAUAAUAAAAUGAUGUAACAUCACAUGAAAUAUUGA